Rotaria socialis is the source of this 390-nucleotide messenger RNA. Lineage: Eukaryota; Metazoa; Rotifera; Eurotatoria; Philodinida; Philodinidae. The record is from the annotation of a GenBank genome assembly.
AUGGAUCUAUCGUGGAUGUAUAUUUACAGCAAGUAUAUUAUACUAUUAGCAUCUCGUACUCAUGUUGGAUUAUUGAUUGGAAUACGAAUUCUAACUGGUAUUGUUACUGGACCAGGAUCUCCAUCAGCAGCUGUUCUGGGGGAAAUGGGUACGACUAAUGAUACAGUUCCGCCGCUAUCACAAGCGGGUUCAAAUUUUGGAAUUAUUAUUACUACGCCAUUGAUGAGUAUUACGAUUGAAGAAUAUUUUCUUGGCGGAUGGCCAUCAGCAUUCUAUGUUUUUGGCAUGCUUUCUUGUCUAUGGUUUACUGGUUGGUGUCGAUUUGGUUAUAAUUCUCCAGAUCAACAUCCUCGUAUAUCAAAUGAAGAAUGUCGUUUCCUUAAAAAAUAA